Molecule: messenger RNA, 1689 nt
Organism: Rana temporaria (common frog)
Lineage: Eukaryota; Metazoa; Chordata; Amphibia; Anura; Ranidae
Gene: IL5RA
Product: interleukin 5 receptor subunit alpha
Exons: 8
Coding region: 213-1076 (287 amino acids)
Biological process (GO): cytokine-mediated signaling pathway
Cellular component (GO): membrane; external side of plasma membrane
Molecular function (GO): protein binding; cytokine receptor activity
Source: RefSeq, a predicted model, not a curated record
UAACAUUCAUUGUAUCCCCUCCAUAGGAAUUUCCCAAUGAAACCUUCGCUGUAUUUGAGUGGUUGCCUGUUUCCCGCGGUCUGCGUGUAGAAGUGGCCGCCAUUGUCUUCAUAAAAACGAAAGAAGGAACCGAAAUCCCAGAGGAGACGGGCCAAUCGGCUUCAGCAGAUCUUCCCCCAUUUCCAGGAGAUGAAGGGACGGCGCCAACAAACAUGAACUGCGGCUUACAGAUCGACGAGUCGGGGAGGUAUUGGCUUUCCUGUGAUUGGCUUCCUGGAGAGAAGGCUCCAUUGGAUACCCAGUAUUACCUUUACUUCAGACAUAUAAAUGGGACUCAGGAGUGUCUCUCCUAUGUGACCGAGCCGGGUGGGGGAAGGGCGAUCGGCUGCCAAACGCUCUUCAGCGACUCCUCGUUAAACGCCAUUCACUUUUUGGUUCACAUCAACGGGUCCAGUCACAGCCGGCAGAUCCGCGCCACGGAACAUGUAUAUAAGAUACAUGACGCAGAAACGAUUCCUCCAGCCUGGAAUCUGAGUAUAAAGGAGAACAGGAGUCUGAUCUGGAUGAAGCCCGUCGGGUCGUUACGCGACGAUUGUUUUAACUAUCAGAUCAACAUCUGGUCACAGAAUAAAAGUGAAACGAUCACGAUCAGCAAAGAUCGACACUAUUGGAGGGAAGAUCUGUGGAAGUCGGCCAGCAAGCAUCACGUGCGGGUCAGGGCGGUGGGCAAGGCGCCCUGCUGGCCGACGGAGAAGUACAGUUCCUGGAGCUCCUGGUUAGAGGUCAUAAAUAACGAGGAGAACAAUGGAGAUCUGCUGUGGAUCAUAAUGACGGUUUGUGUUUUUGUGGUGUGCCUGGCGCUCUGUCUGCUCUGCGUACGAUUGUGGAGGAAGAUAUUUCCCCAGAUCCCCAAACCAAAAGAGGAUUUGAAGGACGCGUUUCGGGGCGCACAACAUCAGGCUCUGAUUCGCUGCAAUUCUUGGGACACGGAGGAAGUGAUCAGCUGCAUCGAGGUGAUGGGGGGCGGGGACAAGCAAUCCGGGGUCCCCGGGGACAACGCCCACAUCACAGAUUAAGGGGGUCCUCCGGAAUUCCUCCAUCGGUGUCCUGCAUCCGGAGAUUUUGGUUUCCUCCUGCAGCAAUGGGCGGAGUCUUCACACUUCACAGAAGGAAACGCAGAGGACGGCAUUGGAUCCUCAGAACCGGGAGCCCCGCCUCCUUCCAUGGAAGCUCCACCCCUUCACCAUAUCCCGCCAUCUGUCAUGGGGGAGGGGAGGACUGUGUUCAUCAUAAGAAGAAGACUUGUAUACAUUGUAUCUAAGAGCUCAGAGGGGGAGGGGUUGGGUCACGUGACCCCCCCCCUCGUAGGUGGACAUUUCAUUGGAUACAUUGUAUUUAUUGCCUCUCACAGAGAUCGUCUCUCCCCCGCCCCCUGCUCUUCUCUCCAGAGGGACGGCGCCAUCUUUGUUCCCGGCAUCACCAGGGUCAUCAUGCUCCUCCCACCCAGUCAUGUGACUCCUGGUGCAUGCGCCGCUCAGCCCCUGCUGUCAGGUUGUUCCUCCAUCAGAUCUAAUAUAGACCAAACUUUACCUUGUGAUGAUGGAGGGGGAGAGACGUCACCUGACGAAACGCGUUGAAUGUUUUUUAUAUGACUUUUUUUUAACCAGAAAUAAAAAUGAUCUCAGACUU